UGCCCGUGAAGAUCCGUUCGGUAUAAAUACAGUCCGCUGUCGGAUACGAAUUGAUAAUUCGAUCGCCGAUUGUGUAAAGAAAAUACGAAUGUGAUAUUAUCGCGGUUACGUACGCUUUGAAUUGGUUCUUUAUGUCACAUGUGUUCUGGUUUUUCUUUUUCUUUUAAAAACAAAAUAACCGAGCUCGCCGAGUGCGCGUUAUAGUAACUGCGGCUUAGGUAAAUAAUAUCGUGUGUACAAUAAUAUUAUUGGAGUGUGUUUCAGUGUCGUUUUCCCGACCUUUGUGCUUCUGUUGCACUAUAUAAUAAUUAUAAUUGUUCAUAUUAUAUCUGCCACUGCAGUUCACAAUCGAACGAUCUAUUUAAUCGAACGUGUAACGCAUCACAAAAACCCACGUUGCGUUCAUACAGCGCCUUGCAGCAUCCGAGGCAGCACGUGCAGCUCGUCGUCGACAAAAUCAAAAUCAAACAACCGGUUUUUUUUAAACAAAGACAACCACACGUGUUUGAAAACACAACAUAUGUCGUCAUAAAAAGUGUUUCGUAAUGUAUUCCCAUACGGUUAUAAUUUGAUAUCAUAAAAUACCGUCAGUGUGUCAAUCGCAUUUUUCACGAUUCCUUAGGGAUUUCGACGGCGCGUGCGCGCGUGAAUAAAAUUUUACGAUUUUCGGCAGUGCGCAUACAUAUUACGACAACCGAACAAUCUGCAGUCAUAUUUUUGUAUAAAUCCGCGUAAAAUCUUGUCCGUUUGCGGAUUUUUGAAAUUCGUAGUCUAUUUUUCUUGGUGACCGCCCCAAAAUCUUACAGUCAUGUUCAACAACACGAGCAAUCUACUGCUGCAGACCAUGCUGUACUUGGCACAGACGGACAAUAUCACGUUCCCGUUGAACUACACCGCGGACGCAAACAACGUUAUUUUGGAAGGCGACAACGUGGAGGUCAAGUGCUACGGUGAGUACGGUUGUUUCUCGGUGGCCGGCCUGUGGCAAGACGUCUCAUCCAGGCCGGUGAACGUGUUUCCGGAAAAGCCGGAAAAGAUCGCGCCACGAUACUGUCUGUAUACGCGCAACAACAGGAACGUAUGCCAGUACCUGAACCACAAGGACCGCAAUUCGGUGAUCAUGUCCCACGUGAUCCCAUCGAUGCCCACGUACUUCAUCACACAUGGGUUCUUGGAAGGUGGUGACCGGCCGUGGCUGAAGGAAAUCGCCCGACAGAUCCUGCGACGGUACGACGCCAACGUGAUAAUCAUCGACUGGGAACAGGGCUCGGGAUCGCCGUAUACGCAGGCCGUGGCCAACAUACGGAUGGUUGGCAGGAUAACAGCACACUUGAUAAACGUGAUACGAACGGAGCUGGGAUUAAACGUAGCCAAUGUUCAUCUAAUCGGCCAUAGUUUAGGAUCGCAUCUCUGUGGUUACGUCGGAAGCGUACUGCAGACAAACUUUGGCGUGACUGUGGGUCGAAUCACUGGUCUAGACCCGGCUGAACCUCAUUUCAGCCAAACAGACCCGAUGGUGAGAUUAGAUCCUUCGGACGCCAUGUAUGUGGAUAUCAUACACACCGACUCCAGGCCGUUUAUAAAAGGAGGCGAAUUAGGUCUGGGAAUGAGUGCGCSGAUAGGCCAUUUAGAUUUCUAUCCAAAUGGAGGCGAGAAUCAACCCGGGUGUAACCAAGGUAUGAUGAAGUAUAUUAACCGCGAAAACGGUAGCUUCUAUCAAGGCAUGAGAAGAUUCCUUGCCUGCGAUCAUGUCAGAGCACACGAAUAUUUUAACGAAUCCGUGAACACACAUUGCAACUUUGUAGCAAUUGAAUGCGAUUCAUAUGAAGAAUUUUUAAGUGGAGAAUGUUUUUCAUGUUUGAGCGAUAUGAACCCUGAUGGUAAAAUUUGUGCAGAAAUGGGUAUGCGAUCGCUGGGCCACUGGAAAAAAUAUGCCGCCACCAUUGCUAGUUCUAUUGAUCCAAAUGCAUCGCCACACAUACGUUUAUACUCAAUCACCAACGGAGACUCACCAUUUUGCACGUACUUAUAUCGAGUGACGUUGACCUUGGCAAACUCACAAUUGAGCAAAGACCAUGGUGGGGAAGUAGGGCAUUUUUUGGUGCAACUCGAAGGAACUGAAUCAAAAUCAAAACUUUUGAACGUAUUCAAAGAACAACAUUACAAACCGGGCAGUGUCCACCGUCGGGUGUUCGGGUCGACCAAUGUAGGUUCUAUCAAAUCGGUACUAUUGGUUUGGAACCAUUCAACCACGAUGAACAUACUAACCUGGAGAUUCGAAGCGCCGGUCAUCUACGUCGAAUCGCUGACUAUCGAGGCGUUCAACGGUGGCCAAAAACUAAAGCUAUGUCCACCGAAAUUAAUAGCAUUAGAAKCCGGCCUAUCAUUUAGAAUGAUUCCGUGUUAACACUAUUAACAAUACUAGAGAACAAAGAUACAAAUUUUGAAGUUCGAUGUUCGUAAUAACAUUUUACAUAUUUGGCUAAGUUGAGGACGAUUUUAUUUAAAUGUGUAUUAUGAGCUGAAGUAUAUCAUUAAACGUACCUAUUUACCUGUUAAUUUUUAUUCAAACGUGAUUAUACUUUUAAUUUUGUCACUUGUAAAAUAUGCACCAAAAUAUUAUGUUUAUUUAUUUAAGUUUAAGGUAUAUUCUCAUUUUUACAUAUAGGUAACUAUACAGUAUAAGCAAUAAUUCCUGAUACACUAUUUACUAUUUAUAUUAUACUCGAUGUUCUUUUUUUUAUGUUUAA
This is a messenger RNA of Diuraphis noxia (Russian wheat aphid), 2750 nucleotides long. RefSeq names its product pancreatic triacylglycerol lipase-like. Gene Ontology annotation, biological process: lipid catabolic process. NCBI's taxonomy places the organism in Eukaryota, Metazoa, Arthropoda, Insecta, Hemiptera, Aphididae. Gene Ontology annotation, molecular function: protein binding; triacylglycerol lipase activity. The record is from RefSeq and is a predicted model, not a curated record.